AUGCUGCCCAAGGAUGACAAAAAGAAGAAAGAUGCCAGAAAGUCAGCCAAGAAAGACAAAGACCCGGUGAACAAAUCUAGGGGCAAGGCCAAAAAGAAGAAGUGGUCCAAAGGCAAAGUUCAGGACAAGCUCAAUAACCUAGUCUUGUUUGACAAAGCAACAUAUGACAAAUUUUGUAACGAAGUCCCAAACCAUAAGCUUAUAACCCCAGCUGUCAUCUCUCACAGACUGAAGAGCCAUGGUUCCCUGGCCAGGGCAGCCCUUCAGGAUCUCCUUAGUAAAGGACUUAUUAAGCUAGUUUCAAAGCACAGAGCUCAAGUAAUUUACACCAGGAACACCAAGGGUGGAAAUGACCCAGCUGCUGGUGAAGAUGUGUGA
Molecule: messenger RNA, 378 nt
Organism: Camelus dromedarius (Arabian camel)
Lineage: Eukaryota; Metazoa; Chordata; Mammalia; Artiodactyla; Camelidae
Product: small ribosomal subunit protein eS25-like
Exons: 1
Coding region: 1-378 (125 amino acids)
Cellular component (GO): cytosolic small ribosomal subunit
Molecular function (GO): structural constituent of ribosome
Source: RefSeq, a predicted model, not a curated record